ACCGGCGGGUCCCGAGCCGAGGCGGAGGAGGACCGGCGGGUCCCGAGCCGAGGCGGAGGAGGACCGGCGGGUCCCGAGCCGAGGCGGAGGAGGACCGGCGGGUCCCGAGCCGAGGCGGAGGAGGACCGGCGGGUCCUGAGCCAAAGCAGAGGAGGAGGAGGACCGGCGGGUCCUCGGCUCAGCCCCCGACGGCGAGGGGCGCGGAGGAGGGCGUGCGGCCUGUCGGGCAGGUGCCCGAGCGCCUUGUCGUCUGCACCAUCCCGGGCAGAGUUCUGUGCUUCCGACCUCGCCGAGGAGGAGGAGGAGGAGGAGGCCAGCGGGCGGAGGCGGCGGCCGGAGCCGAGGAGCAGCCGGGCCCGGGUCAGAGCCCGGUGUCGGAGUGGUUCCAAGGGAGCGGGCUGCUGCGGCUUCGCGGCGGGUCCUUGGCAGAGUAAAGGGUAGUCCGGACCUGUGACUGGCACCAUGUCGAGCACCGAAGUUCUGGAAUACAAUGACAUCUACCAGGAGCUGAAAGGAAUCAUGAUCGAUGGCCGAUUGCGCCUCAGUCGACAGAGCAUCGUCUUCAAGAACAACAAGACCGGGAAGGUGGACAGCGUGCAAGCAGCAGACGUGAGUGAGGGAGUCUGGCGCCGUGUGGCUAGGGGCUACGGGAUCAAGCUGCAGCUGAGGAAUGGCAACCUCUGCAAGUUCGAUGGAUUCCGUGAGGGGGAUUUUGAUAAAAUGGCGGAUUACUUCAAAUCCCAUUACCAGGUAGAACUCCAUGAGAAAGAGAUGUGCGUGAAGGGCUGGAACUGGGGGACAGCGCGAUUCAAUGGCCAGUUACUGUCGUUCGAUAUUGGAGAGCAGUCAGCCUUUGAAAUCCCGCUCACCAACGUCUCGCAAUGCACGACCGGCAAGAACGAGGUGACGCUGGAGUUCCACCAGAACGACGAUGCUGAGGUCUCCCUGAUGGAGGUCCGAUUCUACGUCCCACCCUCGCAGGAGGACGGGAUGGAUCCGGUUGAGGCUUUCUCCCAGAAUGUGCUCUCGAAGGCUGACAUCAUUCAGGCCACGGGAGAUGCAUUGUGCAUCUUCCGGGAGUUGCAAUGUCUCACUCCAAGAGGCCGUUACGAUAUCCGCAUUUACCCUGCUUUCCUGCAUCUUCACGGCAAAACGUUUGACUACAAGAUCCCCUACACCACCGUUCUCCGCCUGUUCCUCCUACCUCACAAGGACCAGAGGCAAAUGUUCUUUGUGAUCAGCCUGGAUCCUCCAAUCAAACAGGGGCAAACUCGAUACCACUUCCUAAUCCUCCUCUUCUCCAAGGAUGACGAUCUCUCACUGACACUGAACAUGAGCGAGGAGGAAGUGGCGAAGAAGUUCGACGGGAAGCUGAGCAAGCAGAUGUCGGGCCCUCUGUACGAGGUGGUGAGCCGCAUCAUGAAGUCGUUGGUCAGUCGCAAGAUCACCGUGCCCGGGAACUUUGUGGGUAACUCGGGGGCUCACUGCAUCUCCUGUUCCUACAAGGCCAGCUCGGGCCUCCUCUACCCCCUUGAGAGGGGCUUCAUCUAUGUCCACAAGCCCCCCGUGCACAUCCGCUUCGAUGAGAUCUCGCACGUCAACUUCGCCAGAGGGACCACCACCACCCGGUCCUUCGACUUCGAGAUCGAGACCAAGCAGGGCAGCCAGUACACCUUCAGCAGCAUCGAGAGGGAAGAAUACGGGAAGCUCUUCGAUUUCGUCAAUGCCAAAAAACUCAACAUCAAGAACCGAGGCAUGAAGGAGAGCAUCAAGCAGAAUUAUGACGAUUACGCCGACUCGGACGAGGAUCAGCACGACGCUUACCUAGAGCAGGUGAAGGCCGAAGGCAGGAUUCGCGAGGAAGCCGCCAAUGACAGCGAGUCUGGCGAGGAGACAGAUGAGUCAUUCAAUCCUGGAGACGAGGAGGAUGAAGUGGACGAGGAGUACGACAGUAAUGCCGGUGGCAGCUCGUCCAGCAGCAAUGAAGAUGAGAGUGACAGUGAGAAGCAUCGGAAGGUGCCGGCAAAGCGAGCCAAGGUCGUCAAGGAGAAACCCAAAAAGAAAAAGCCCGAGAGUAAGAAAUCGAAGGAAAAGGACCCCCACGCCCCCAAGCGUCCCAUGUCCACCUACAUGUUGUGGUUGAACGCGAACCGGGAGAAGAUCAAAGCCGACAAUCCGGGCAUCAGCGUGACGGAGCUAUCGAAGAAAGCCGGCGAGCUCUGGAAAGCAAUGGGCAAGGAUAAGAAAGAGGAGUGGGACACAAAAGCUGCCUCGGCGAAGAAGGAGUACGAGAAGAAGAUGGAGGAGUACAGGAAGAGUGGGAAGGCCGAUUCGUUCAAGAAAAAGGAGACUCCGAAGAAGUCGAAGGGUAAGGGUGAGAAGCAGUCGCUACCCCGCUCGGUCUCCAAGAGCCCUGUGAAAGGAAUCGGCGACAGCUUCAAGAGCAAAGAGUUUGUGUCCAGUGACGAGAGCUCGUCCGACAGUGAGGGUUCUGAGAAAGCACCCAGCACUCCAGCCACCUCUGAAGAAUCUGGUUCCGACUAGGGGAGCGGGUGCCGAUCUGGGCGAAGCUUCCUUGGUCGAAUUGCCGGCAGACUGCCUCUUUUUUUUGUUGUUGUUGUUGUUGUUCCUUCCCAAUUAUCUUCGUCUCUCUCUGGCUGUUAAAAGAGUUUCAAUAAAGUGAUUUAUCUUCUUUUGUU
Messenger RNA from Carcharodon carcharias (great white shark), 2699 nucleotides. RefSeq names its product FACT complex subunit SSRP1-like. The coding region runs from base 463 to 2544 and encodes 693 amino acids. NCBI's taxonomy places the organism in Eukaryota, Metazoa, Chordata, Chondrichthyes, Lamniformes, Lamnidae. Gene Ontology annotation, cellular component: nucleus; FACT complex. The record is from RefSeq and is a predicted model, not a curated record. The transcript is spliced from 16 exons. Gene Ontology annotation, molecular function: DNA binding; nucleosome binding; histone binding.